Messenger RNA from Postia placenta MAD-698-R-SB12, 2004 nucleotides. Its product is annotated as glycoside hydrolase family 79 protein. The transcript has 10 exons. The record is from RefSeq and is a predicted model, not a curated record. The coding region runs from base 1 to 2004 and encodes 667 amino acids. Lineage: Eukaryota; Fungi; Basidiomycota; Agaricomycetes; Polyporales; Adustoporiaceae.
AUGAUCCUCCACUCCUUAUUUCUCUAUUGUGCGCUCGCCUCCGGAGGACUUGCUCGCGCGGUCACAGUGUACAGUCAGGUCCCUAUGGGCGUCACCCCGACCACCAGCGCAUCUAGUUCGACAUAUACUGGGGCCGCCGCUUACGACCCAACUGUUCUGAAUGCGCCAGCCUUGCCGAAUCCCUUGCCGCCCACGCAGUUUGGCAUUCAGCUAUCCACCAGUGCAAGCGAUGUUACUGCGUUAUCUAUACAGCUGAGCGGCGCGUUCCUUGGGUUUUCCAUCGAGAUGUCAGUUGUGGACCAAGUCUGUGAUUUCAGUUCGCUCCUGCAGGUCCCUUUUCUGAACCUGAUGGCGCUAUUGUCCGAACGCGCUGGUCGCGUCAACAUUCGUGUCGGUGGUAACACCCAGGAGACGGCUACUCUCGUGCAGAGUCUCCCAGAUAUGAAGAUGGUUGAGAAGCAAGAAACGGCAGGCAACAAUCCGACGGAGACACCGGCCCUAUUGUAUACACCAGACAUCCUCUACUUACUGUCGAACAUCUCUGCUCUUGUGAACACGAAGUGGUAUCUCGGUGUUCCGCUCAAUGAUACGUCCAACCUGCGGCUCGCCAUCGCAGAGUACGGUGAGCGUAUUCUCGGUGACAAUCUUCUCGGUUUGCAGGUUGGCAACGAGCCGGAUCUUUAUGCACGGCACGGGCAUCGGGCGUCGACAUACGGCCCGUAUGACUAUUUCGGCGAAUUCGGUCAAGUCGUCGCGGCAAUGCAGGCAGAUCCAAACAUUUCUGUGAGCAACAACCUCAUCGCACCGAACGUGGCUACAGGAGAUUGGACUCCGGAAGACGUCUGGAACACCGGCUUUAUUGAGGCGUACACGAACAGUAUACAUACGCUGACGGUAGAGCACUACCCUGACGACAACUGCGCGGCCAUAUAUUCUGGCUUCGGCCCGCCGAAGGACCCGCAGACGGAAUUCCCGAAUUACCUCACACACGCAGCGGGCAAGAGCAUCGUGGCGCCGUACCUGAACUCGAGCGCCAUCGCGCUCGCCGCGGGGAAGCCGUUCGUGAUGUUCGAGACCAACACUGCGUCGUGCGGUGGGUUUCCUGGCAUCAGCGACAGCCUUGGUGCGGCGCUGUGGGCAAUCGACUAUGGGCUGCAGAUGGCUGCGAGCAACUUCUCACAUGCGCUCUUGCAUGUUGGAGGACAGGACGUGUACUACAACCCUUUCACUCCGCCGCCCACGAACCAGUCCUCUUACCACCAAUGGACGAUCGGGCCCAUCUUCUACUCCGUGCUGGCUGUGUCUGAGACACUCGGGUCGACGAAUACGUCACGAGUCAUCGACUUGUACGCGAACGGGAACAACGACUACACUCCAGGCUACGCGAUCUACGAGAAUGGAGCGCUUGCACGCCUUGCGCUGCUCAAUUACAUGACGGAUCCAUCGGGUGCGAACGACUACAAUGCCACGGUGUCUUUCAGUGGCGGCGUGGCAGGCCAGCCGAGUGCCGUUCCCGCGCAGGUUUAUGUGAAGUACCUCCUGGCGCCGUCCGUCGGCGAGAAAUUCAACAUCACAUGGGCCGGACAGACCUUCGGCGGUCAGUUCUCCUCGGACGGCCGCCUGCAGGGUUCGCAGCACGUCGAGACGGUCCCGUGCGACCAGACGGCGAACACAUGCACCGUCACGGUUCCCGCGCCCGGGUUCGCGCUCGUGUUUAUGUCCAAUAGCGCGUUGGGAGAGUCCACGCCGACGAGCACCAUAACGUUCGCGACGACGGCCACGGCGGCGGGACAGCGCGGCACGCAGGUGGCGGGUGUCGACCCGAGUGUGCUGGCGACCUCGAACGGGCACGGAGGUCAGGACUUUGGACUUGGGAGCACGAGCAAGGGACGGAGCAGCGCGGGGGACAGGGCGGCUGGCGUGUACCCAAGCGGCGCUGUACUGGUUGCUGUCAUCGCGGGCGUGGCGACCAUCUUGCGGGCAUUUGCUCACCAGGAGUUGUAA